ACUGGGAUCAGAUUCACAGAAUGCAUCUUUUUGAAAUCAAGUGUGGAGAUGCAGAACCCAGAGGUAGAAAUUGAGAUGUCGGAUCAAGAUUUAAACGAAUCUUGGGAAGAGAAAAUGUCGACCGAUUCGCCACCAAACAAGGAAACGAUUGAAUUCGACGAGGUUGUAGCACGUCAUUAUCUCAGUCCUUAUCUACUCUACCAAGAGCAAGAGCGAAGGAUAUGCACGGAGAGGGGAGAGGCCAGUAAAAUGGCACAUGUGAAAGAAAGUUACCGCAAACAUGGGAACAUUUCUUUAGGUGUGGAAAAGAUCAUGAAAGAUGUAGGCAAUUACCUGAAGACUGAAGGGGAUGAUUUUUUCCGAGGCGGUGAACUCAAAAUGUGUGGAAGUGUUGCAGAAGGAACGAAAGUGAGCAGCUGUGAUGAGUUUGACUAUCAGUAUCUGAUAACUCUUGAUAAUUAUAAAGCAAUUCGGAAACCACUGCUUCGGACAAAACCACGAUCAUCGAAAAUUGAGACAAAAGCAUUUUAUAGUAUCUUUCAGAGAGAUCUACAAACACCUGACGGUGAAGUCAAGUUGAGUCCUUGUCAAGUACAUGAUAGCUUUCGCAGUGAGGUUGGAAAGGGAUUAGUUAAAUCCGAUAUGACAAAGCACAUGAGCAAAAAGAUUGUGAAAGCUGGGCCGGCAGUGAAGAUUGUUCUCUGGUCAGAAAACUAUUUUGUCAAAAUCGACUUGACAUUUGGUGUAAAAUCUGAACCAUUGAAGCUGUUCAAAGAAGAAGAAUUGACAGAUUUGGCAAGAUCACUGCCGUGGGACAUAACCCUCGAUUGUCACUUCAUCUGCGCCCAUGACUACUGGAGAGUGUCAUUUGUGGACACGGAGCAGCAGCUUAUGAGAGAGAUAAGUCAAAGAGAUCUCUACAAGGCAGCAUGUUAUAGAGCUAUAAAGUGCGUCCGUGACCAAGUUGAUGUCAAAGACCAAUAUGGCGAUGGCAUUCUUCCCUCCUACCCGAUAAAGAUAACAUUUAUGGACAUAGCCCUGCAGGACAGCAUCAAGGAUGACAUGUGGUCCAUGGAGGAUACAAGUAUACAUGCCAUAAAUGUCUUGGAAGAAGUUGUAAGGAGGGGUCAGAGUCACCAGUUGAAUGACCUUUUCUUGAAAGGGGAUGAAGUGAUGUCCGAGUCUGACAGGUCAUACCUCGAGAGUCGUAGGAUUUUGCAAGAGCUUAAAAAUGCAGAAAAGGCAUAUUUUGCCAAGAAACAUUUCCUUUUACCUGUGCUGAUCUGCACACAUUUCAUAACGACCUUUGUCAUCUCCUGGACUCUCUUUGGGGUUGUGUCUUUUCCACCUUCUGGAAUACUGUCACUGUGGCUGUCAAACAUUGGUCUAAAUAUUUUCCCAGCUACUGUUCGCUUCUUCAGUGGUCUUUUAUCAGUUGUUGUCACUCUCACGCUCAUUGUGGACAAUUUCGGUGUAAACCAACACUUAACACAACCAUUAUACAAAUGUUAUUCUCAAUUUCGGCAUUUUCAUGUUGUGAUUUGUUUACUAAACAGUUUUGAGGGUUGCCUUAUUAUAUUAAUGAUAGUUGAGCGUUUACUUCAGGUGUUUCUGCCACUUGAAGGAAAGGAUCUUUUAGAUAUAUUAGAUAUAUCUUUUGUAAUCAUGAUUAUGUUUUCUUCUGUUUUGCCAGUUCUUGUUACCUUGGCAUCGAUCACCUUCAAUGCUGGUCGCUCUAUCCAUUUAAAGAAAGAUCUUGUUCUGUUUGACAAGCUUCUAUCGUGUACUUGGAAAUGGGAAGAUAAGAGUGGAAUUCAGCGUGAAUUUAUCCCUCAAACUUGUGGCAGUCCAGGAUUCACUAAAGUUACAAAACUAAGAGCAUAUCUUGUUGUGUUAUUUGCACCAUUAUUAGCAGUGCUCUCACUAACCAUGUUUGGAAGUGAGGUCUCACUGUACUAUAACAUAGAUUACAUGUCACACCUUAAUAUAACGGAUGUAAACACCCUUGACGAUAUCAUGGACGAGUACCAAAUAAUCCAGAGGGACGCAAAACUCAUUUUUACACUGUCCUUCUGCAGUCUGCUUCUGUUGUUUCUCAUCUGCAGUCUUCUGUGCCACCAGCAACAAAACCCGACCAUGGUGGCUUAUCUAAAGAGAGUCAAGUUUUCCAUUUUUGGCAAAUUUUCUGCGCAUAUCCCAUCUUGUUUAUGUUGUUUUAAUGGAGCAUGUGGGGUAAAAGGUGUAGUGCUGAACUACAUUUUGACCAAAAUAGCUGACGUUCUGUUCAGAAACCCUGAAGAGCUGAACAAUGGAAAUGAUAUACCUCUGCAGGAGAUGCAGGUGUACUGUGUAACAGGGGACUGACAAGCCAGCCUGUUUGUUAUAUUCACAGGGACAUUAAUGAUCUGGCAGACCAAAUACCACAGUUUUGCAAGGAAUAAUGGAAAUAUCAAUGAGGUAAACAGAUAUUUUCUUUGAAUAC
Lineus longissimus is the source of this 2482-nucleotide messenger RNA. RefSeq lists its product as uncharacterized. The transcript has 4 exons. The record is from RefSeq and is a predicted model, not a curated record. Bases 49 to 2364 code for a protein of 771 amino acids. Lineage: Eukaryota; Metazoa; Nemertea; Pilidiophora; Heteronemertea; Lineidae.